Messenger RNA from Nymphaea colorata (pocket water lily), 2403 nucleotides. Its product is annotated as plant intracellular Ras-group-related LRR protein 5-like. Bases 364 to 1959 code for a protein of 531 amino acids. Gene Ontology annotation, molecular function: protein binding. The record is from RefSeq and is a predicted model, not a curated record. The transcript has 3 exons. Lineage: Eukaryota; Viridiplantae; Streptophyta; Magnoliopsida; Nymphaeales; Nymphaeaceae.
CAGAAAAUGAAUCAUCAAAACGAGUGAGGCACGACUGAAAUUGACGAUAUUGAAGGGCGGAGGAGAAUCGUUGGUUUCAUCCGCUGCAUCCGGACAAUACGGUGUGCGCAAUAUUGAAUUAUAUUUACAGAGGAAAAACAAAAGCAGGAGAGAAGGAAAAAUUGGUGCACAGUGACCAUCGAAGUUAGAAGGAGUGCAUCGCAUGUCGGUUCGUCGUAAAGUUGAACUACAGGUUCUCUUCAAGAACUUUCCGAGAUUUCCGUUUUCUUUGUAUCGGUCUGUUGGUUUCUUUUCCUUGUUCUUUUUCUUCUUCACGGCGGUUCAUGUAAGAGCAGAGAGAGAGAGACCACACGAGAAGUAGAAAUGGCAAUACAGCUACGAUCAAAGCCACCAGCUUUGAUAGAAACAGUGGAGGAGAUCAUGGGAAUUUACAGGUCUCUGCCACGAAGGCCCACAAUCGACGAAGUUCAAGCAGCCAUGGUGGUCAUGCAAACUUUAGAAGACGAGGAGAGGCAGAGGAUGGAAGAAAUUAGCUGGAUGGAAGAGCCUGAGGGGGUGCCUAAAGAGUUGUUCCGUGUGCUGCAGGAGAUGAGGAGGAACUUGAUCAUGCUGCGGAGUCAUGAGCAGAGGAAGGAGGUCCUGUUCUUGCUUAAAAGGGACAAGAUAUUCGAGGGCUUUGAUCAGCUCAUUCAGAAGGCUUCGGACAUGCUGGUCUCCUCCGAAGGCCACGGAAUUCAGGUUGGUAGUUUUGUUCAUGAGACCCCCGUCAUAAAAGGCGAAACAAAGAAGGAAACUGGUCAUGAGAAGGCAAUGUCAGGUGUCCCCACGAAGGACAUUAGUGAUGAUAAUCAGAAAUCUGUUGUUUCAGUUGAUUCGGUGAAGCCUGCGUUAGUGAAAGAUGGUGAAAAUCCAGAGAAACUUAGCUUGAUAAAUUUGGCAAGUUUGAUUGAAGCUUCUCAGAGAAGUGGUGUCACUGAGCUAGAUCUUCAAGGGAAGCUGUUGGAUCAGAUGGAAUGGUUGCCUGUCUCACUGGGGAAGUUGUCAAAUCUCGUUACUCUUAAUUUAGCAGAGAAUAGAAUAAUGGUUCUUCCCUCAACAGUUGGCGAACUCAAGUCCUUAGUGAAGCUCGAUCUGCAUUCCAAUCAAUUGAUGAACCUGCCUGAUUCCUUUGGAGACCUAAGCAGUCUAGUUGAACUUGACUUGCACGGAAAUCUCUUGAAAUAUCUACCAAAUGCCUUCCGAAAUCUAUCAAGUCUGACAAAUCUUGACUUGAGUACAAACCAGUUAUCCACUUUGCCUGAAACUUUCGGAAACCUAACUCGUUUGAGAAGGUUGAAUAUUGAAACCAAUGAAUUUGAAGAACUCCCUCACUGGAUCGGGCUAUGCUCUUCCCUUACAGAGCUUAGAGCUGAUUUCAAUCAACUGAAAGCACUUCCUGAAGCAAUUGGAAAGCUUGAGACGUUAGAAAUUCUUACUCUACACUAUAAUAGAAUUAAGCGCUUGCCAACAACAAUGGCUUCUCUUGUUAAUUUGAAGGAGCUAGAUGUCAGCUUUAAUGAACUUGAAUCACUUCCAGAAAGCUUGUGCCUGGUCACCAGUCUUGUCAAGCUGAAUAUUGCCAAGAAUUUUGCUGAUCUGCGUUCAUUGCCAAGAUCAAUUGGCAACCUUGAAUUGCUUGAGGAAUUGGACAUCAGUGAUAACCAGAUCAGAGUUUUACCAGAUUCCUUCGGACUGCUGACAAAGCUGAGAGUGCUUCGUGCUGAUGAAACUCCUUUGGAGUUGCCACCUAGAGAAAUCGCAACAUUGGGAGCACAGGAAGUUGUGCAGUACAUGGCUGAGCAUGGCAGACAAAAGGAUAGGAAGGUGGAACCAGCCAAGAUAAAUUGGUUCUGGCAUUGGCUUCUCUGCUUGUUUUCUAGUGUCAAGGUGAAACAUGAAAACGUGGGUGCUUCUGUCUAGUCUGUGUCUUGGAGCUGGCAACUCGGAGUAGAAAUUAGGUGAUGGAGUCGAUGCUUGGUGGAACGAAUUUGAGCAAUGGUUGUAUGGAGGAAAAAGAGACUCUGUUUGGUAGCCGUGCCAUUUAUUUCUUCUGCAAACUGAAUCACUAUAAGCUACUUCAAGGAAUUCAGCAGUGAUUGUCCCAAAUCCAUGAAAUCCCCCCUCGAAGCACACCUCCCAAACAGAGCCUUACUAUAAAAAACAAAAUGUGCUGAUUGUAAAUUGUAUCCGGUGUCUCGAUGUUUUUGUUGUAAAAAGAAGUGCAUAAAGUUGUAAAUGUGAACUGGGUGGAAACAGAUUGGUAUUGAUUGAUUCCUUGGUUCGUUGAUGUGUAAAGCAAAGCAUAAAAGAACAAGAUGCCGAUUCACCAUCUGUGUACUCUCGUGUGAUGUGGAUAAGCAUGAA